Tribolium madens (black flour beetle) is the source of this 944-nucleotide messenger RNA. It is a transcript of the gene Tango14, whose product is annotated as dehydrodolichyl diphosphate synthase complex subunit Nus1. Lineage: Eukaryota; Metazoa; Arthropoda; Insecta; Coleoptera; Tenebrionidae. The record is from RefSeq and is a predicted model, not a curated record. Gene Ontology annotation, molecular function: ditrans,polycis-polyprenyl diphosphate synthase [(2E,6E)-farnesyl diphosphate specific] activity. The transcript has 2 exons. Gene Ontology annotation, cellular component: dehydrodolichyl diphosphate synthase complex; endoplasmic reticulum membrane. The coding region runs from base 181 to 894 and encodes 237 amino acids.
AUUUCGUCGUGACGUCAUUUAGUGUCAUCAGUGUCGCCACCCACUCUCACCUGUCAAACGUCAAACUGGUGGUGGGGCACUUUUUAUGACACCGUGUCUCAUGUUCAUUAAUCUCGCGGUCGUUGCGAUUUAAAAACCGCCCCCUUGAGUGCUAUUAUGUGAAUAAAAAUCGUUAUAAAAAUGGACCAAAAGUCCUCGUCUGUGAUCCACCGCGCGUGUUAUCUAACCUUGAAUGUAAUUUACACAAUUUAUGAAAUAAUUGCAUCAAUUGUUGCGAUUUUUCGUCAGAAACUCCAGUUUUUGUGUCACGAGAUCGACAAUCGACCGAAAAAAAUCACCAAAAUCCCUACACAUCUCACCGUAUUGCUUGGCAACGAAGAGCCGGCUGUGAAAGAUUUGGCCAAUUUGAUUUUGUGGUGUUUAGCCGCCCGGAUCACAUUUAUCAGUUUUUACGAUUAUAAAGGGUCGUUGAGAAAAUACGAAGACAAAUUACAGGAAAUUGUUGAAGAAAAGAGGCACGAAUCGGAUCACGUGAUAUGGCACAGCACUCCUGAUUUUGUCCACAAGAAUGGCUUCACAGGACGCAAAAUCCACGUCAAGUUGUUGGAGAGUAAAGACGGCCGUGAAACUAUAGCCAACUUGACGAAAACUCUUAUCAGUGCUGCCAAUAUUGACUUGUUACAGUUCGAAAACGGGCUUAAAAGACAGUUUGAGUUCCCUGAUCCGGAUUUGGGAGUGUGUUGUGGUAAAACUUUCAGUUUAUACGGUUACCCACCCUGGCAAAUACGAGUGACCGAAUUUCUAACCUUAAAAACACAUCACAAUAUCACCUUUGAGACUUUUUUACAUUUGUUAUACCGGUUUAAUAAGUGUGAACAGAGAUAUGGGAAGUAAAUGUAAAACUAUUUAUUCCGCCAAUAAAAACCGUUAGUUGUUUGUACAAA